AUGGCGUUCUCCGGCAUGGACUGCGAAGCGCUGGUAAGAACACUCGACCAGUGCCUGGAUCAGAAGGACUCCCUGGGACAAGUUGUCUCGAGACACUACCGGCGUUUACCGGCACAUCAUACUGGCAUCCGGGCUGCAGACCUUCAGGAGAUCUUCCCCUCCAUAGCACAAGCUUUGGGCUUGCCACCCUGGAUCUUCGAUGGUGCGCACCAGGUGAUCGACAGUUUCGACCUCAACGGCAACGGCAUGCUGGAGGAGGACGAGGCAAAGCGCAUAACCUGGAAGCUUCUGCAGCAGAAGCGCCUGGAAAUCGGUGGACGCCGGCAGGUGAAGGUUCCCUUCUCCUCAGUGAAAGGGCAAGGCUACACAGUGGUCAAGGAGCUGGGCCGCGGUGGGCAAGGCACCAUGUACCUUUGCACCAAGUGGUCUUGGUUCCGAAAGUCGAAGUACUGCAUCAAGUUCUACGAGAAAGCUGAUGCAAACGCUGGUGGUCUGGAUGAGCUGAUGGACGAGUAUAUGCUUAUGGCAAGUCUGGACGAUCGCCACAUUGCCAAGACCUACGAGGUGUUUCAAGACAGCUCCUUCUACUAUCUCGUCAAUGAGCCGUACUUUGGCGGAGAUCUUUCGAAGCUGGGCAAAAAUGCCUCCCAGCAGGGCGUGAGGAUGGGUGAGAAUUGGUGGCGGCAGAUUUUCCGGCAGUGUUUGGAUGGGCUGUGCUAUCUACACGCCAAUGGCGUCAUGCACUGUGACAUCAAGGAGCCCAACAUCAUGAUUUCCAAGAGCGAUUCCUUCCAGGCACCCCUUGUUGUUCUCAUCGAUUUCGGCUUAGCUUCGGCGUUUACCAGCCAUCGUCAGGGCGUUUGUGGAACUCCGGGCUACAUUCCACCGGAGACUUGGAGGCAUGGAAUCUGGUAUCCCCGCGGUGAUGUCUUUAGCAUGGGCGUGGUGUUCUUCCAGUGUAUGUGCGGCAUGGUGCCCAGCAAGAAUGGCAGCGUUCAGGGUGCACUGGUCGAAGGGUGCGGCAGCCACGAAGACCUGUCACUGGCAGCACAGAGCCGGCCAGACGCCAAGUGCAUGUUUGCGUACUUCGGAGAGGGCCCGCGCUUCGAAGAUCAAAACGUCACCUUCGAAGUCAACCGUUUGGAAUGCGCGCAGGGAUCGUUCUGUCUCGCGAGGCUUGCCCACGUGGCCUGGGCCCACCUCGCAGAUGAAAUUCGGAAAGCAGAUCGAAGAGCAGCUGACCUGCAAAGGGAGCAGAAGAUGCCUGCGUGGUUGCCCAAGCGCUGUAUGAGCUGCCAGAGUGGAAAGGCCCUGCUGUCUCAAGCGUUGUUUGUUGUGUUUGAGAUUUUCGUCCGUAAGCAGCAGCCCCCGCAGCCUAGCAGAUACAGUAGCAACGCCUUGAGCUCCAGCCAGGAGCUGGAGAAGGUGGCCCAUCCCACCGCCAACGGCAACGGCCACGUCCAGGGGGAGGAGGAAUCAUCCAGCAAAGGCAAGAACGUCGAGCUGGACAACCAUGGGGAAAGGAAGAAAAUGGCUUUACCGACAAUGAGUGGGGUGUUUGUCGACCGGGGCAUUGAUGGCCUCAACCAGCAACUGGAGGAGCUCAAGAAGCUCAUAAGCGAGAGUGGCCUUGCGGUGACGGCUGCCGCUGAGGCCAUCGAUGCGUAUGCUUCGGCUGACGAGGAGUCCAGCCACAUGAAGCUCCACGCUCUCCAGGCCCUGGGCAACGUCUCCAUCGGUGUGCAGCGCCUUCGGGCGUUUGCUGAGCUGAACUACGCGGCUCUCUACAAAAUCUUGAAGAAACACGACAAGACUCUGAAGACCAAGUUUGGCCUGGAGCACCUCUUCCCUCGCUUGGUCAAGGAGACCAACCUUAGCGAUCACAGUCGCCUUCAAGUCCUGAAUGACGAGGUGAAGGAGCUGUCGAUGAAAUGUUCUCAAACUUCCGAGUCACCAGAGGUUGCGUGCCUCAUUCAUGGCCUGGGCCGGACAGGCCGGGAUAUGACAUUGGUCAACCCCAUUUCGCACCGUAGCGAGCUGGUUCUCAGCUUCUUCCUCGGAAGCUCCUUGGCCCUCUUCUUGGCUAUCGGUGUGCUCCUGGCACUCCCUGAGAAGAGCCCGAAGACCUUCUCCGAGGCAUAUUUCUUGACGCCCAUCCCAGUGUUCCGGGUCGUGUUUUCCUACCUCUUGAUCCUGUGGUGCAUGGGUGCUGUGGCGAAGAUUUGCGACCAGUGGGAUGUGAACCACCUCUUCAUCCUGAACGUGGAUCCCCGUUGCCGGGUGACUCCCGAGUUCUUCUUCGCCCGUGCAGCUACACUGACCACCAUUUGGAUUUUGAUUUUUGGAAUGUAUGUCGUGGACUACAAGUGGAAGGUUCUGCCAACAGUUUGGGCCAGCGAUGGGUUCAACAAACGGUCGUCCUUCCAUUUUGUGUUUUAUCCAUUGACCCUGCUCCUCCUGGCUAUCCUGGGCACACUCGCGCCGUCCACCAUCUGCCGCAAUCGGUACAAAAUUUCGGUGUUACAAUCCGUCAAGCGAACUGGUUUAGCUCCCGUGUACUCCGUUGACUUUGCGGACAACAUGGUCGGCGACGUCCUGACGAGCCUUGCAAAGCCGAUCGAGGACGUCCCGGCGGCAGUGUGCUACUUGCUGUCACACCAUCCUCAAGAGGAGGAUGUCGUAAAGCGCUUCGUCGCGAACGGCGACAGCUGCAGUGCAGGCACACAUCGCUGGGUCGUGCCUGCCCUCGCGGCCUUGCCUUUCUGGUUCCGUGCUCUGCAAUGUUGCCGGCGAUACGCGGACACCAAGGAGCAAAGACACUUGUGGAAUCUGGGGAAGUAUUUAUGCAGCCUCCUGGUUGUCAUCGUCUCGCGCAUGGAGAGCUUGACGCUGUUAGUCGCUGUCUCAACGACAGCCACACUCUACGCGUUUUUUUGGGAUGUUGGCUUGGAUUGGGGCCUCAGCUACAAAGAGCUGUUAUAUGCUUGUCCUUGCUUCCCUUGCAAGUCGACAGCUGCCAAGACCAGGUCCAACUUGACCGUGACUGGCCGCCAGUUUCCGAUCAAGGCUUACGUGUUGUGCAGCUUGAUGGACAUCUUCGCGAGAUCGACAUGGGUGUUCACUUUGAUGCCCACCAGUCUGGUGACAGGCAACAUCGUGGCGCGUGUGAUCCUCGUGUCUGUGAUGUCCUCAAUUGAGAUCAUCCGCCGCAGUAUGUGGGCAGUCUUGCGCAUUGAGUAUGAGCAAGUCAGCAAUGCAAGUGGUUUCCGUGCUUUGCUGUGGGUGCCUUCCAAGCUGAACGCAAGCAGCACCGCGCAGGUGCAGCCCGAGCGGAACAACUCCGUGUCCGGCGGGCCAUCGCAUGGCGUCUUGGUUUACAUGCACCACGUGCCCUGGGAGCAAGGGCUGGGAUGCGACACAGCCACUGCUGACCUCGAAGCACAGCGAGUGAUCUUCCGCCGGUUUCCGCAAAGCAUGCCCUUGCUUCGCGACCUCAUCGAGACGAUGACAUUGCGGGAACGGCGUGCCAGGCCUGUGGCUCUGGUGGCGUUGGGUCAUGACUGGUUCAAGAGCUCGACAGAUGCAGAGCUUCCCUCCACAUCGCUGCAUGGGCUGCUGGGAUGCGCCAUGGGCCACGAGGUUACGGAAGAACUCUCCAUCCGACUCAGCGAGGCGAACACGCUGCAUGCACUCCGGCAACUGCAGCAGCAAUUCCAGGAGCGUGACCGAAGACGGCAAGGUACGGUGGAUGCGGAAGUGGCUUUGGAGCUCUUUGUCGCACAUGGAGUCCCCGCAAAGAUCGCGCGCCGGUGCAUUGAGUCGAGCGGACCUCAUUUCCCAUAUGUUGCCCUCAUGAACGACCUCCUCGCCUCCAAAGAAAGGUAUGGUUACCAGUACGUCUUGGAGCUGUUUCAGGCGCUGGACGUUGAUUCCUCUGGGAGCCUGAGCCUCGAGGAACUCCGAGGCCUUAUGGGCGGCGGCGUCUUUAAGCUCCGCCAUGCAGACGAUGUCGAGCAGCUGCUCUCCUGGAUGGAUACCAACCAGGAUGGCACAGUUUCCUUUGGCGAAUUUCUCAAUGUAGCACUGGAGUAUGGCCAAAUCAACACGCGAGCGGAAGGUGAGAACACCUCGCCGAGUUUCUGGGCAGGUCUCGGGUUGCAAGGCUGGGGGCAAUCAUCCUCUGGAAGCACACUUCCUGCACGUUCGAUGCCGACGCAGAAACCUUCGAAAGGCUCGUCGGCAAUCAUGUCGCAGAUGGCGCCAGGUUCUCUGCCUGGCAGCCAAAUCAGCACGCAAGUUCCAGACGGACCUCCGAAGGUCUGGCGGCUGCGGGUGGGCAUCUUCAGUGCAUCCAGUCCUGGUCGACCGGAAGUGCCUGGAUUCGAGGCUGCCUACUGCAUGUGCUCCUUGUGCGGAGAAGACUCGGCAUCAAAAGCCGUGGAGUUAUUCCGUACUGGCACAGUCAGAUUUGAUGGGCAAGCUAGUUGGAACAUCGAGGAGGAGUUGCUGGAUUACCAGCCACCCGACGGCCUGGAGUUCGCAAUCGUUUGCCAAGGUCAGUCGGAAAGGCUAUUGGGCAAGGCCCGGCUGAGUCACCGGCAGUUCUUCCCGUUGGGCUGCAACACGCGCUUGACCUUGUCGCGUAGUGGCGGCGGCAUCCAAGGCACACUUUGGGUGAAGAUCCUCGUCAUGGAGGAUGAUGGCCAGCUCGUAUCGGAAGCACCACUGCAAGAUCCUUCUCCGGUGCAGAAGCUGCCAGGUCGAGGAUACAAUGGAUACAAGCCAGCUGAGGAUGCGAACGCAGGCAUGUCGGUGACGUGGGGCAGGUCUUGGGUGGAGGAGCGCCAGCCGGUCCUCGCCGGCUUCCGGAGCAGGCAGUUGCCUCCGGCACCUCCUCCUGUACAAUUUGUGCAGCAUCCACAUGUCGUGGACGCAGGUGCCUGGGCACCAGCGCAUUCCCCCUCCCAGAUGCUCGUGGCCGCGCCGGGUAUGCAGCUUUACACACCGUACCCGGCCAUGGGGGCCAUGAUGGUUCCGGCGCGCGUCUGA
Messenger RNA from Symbiodinium natans, 5049 nucleotides. NCBI's taxonomy places the organism in Eukaryota, Dinophyceae, Suessiales, Symbiodiniaceae. The record is from the annotation of a GenBank genome assembly.